AUGACUUCAGCUGGCCUUUGCAAAUACGCCUUCACUAUUAAACCAAGCAAUUCCCCAGCAAGAUCAACAACUUUCACUUCAAAAUCAUCAUCGAGUGUUUUUAGUGUUCGAGCAGUGCAGGAAGACGAGGGACGAAGGCGACUAGUUGACAUAAUACGGAUAAUACCCGAGGCUUCCCGAAAUUACUUUAGAAGUCCCUCGAGAAGGGCACUGUUUGGAGGUAUAUCCCUUUUGGGCGGUUUUUAUGUUGCCCAGACGAUAUCUCUGUCUUUCGGAGCUUUAGGGGUUAAUGACGUUAUUGCUGCUGUUCUAUGUGUUCUGAUCACCGAAUACGUGACCAGGUUUUAUUAUAGCAGGCCAAAAGUCACUUUUCCUCUUGCCCUUUUGAAUAAUUUCAAAAUGGGUUUUACUUAUGGUCUUUUUAUCGAUGCUUUUAAACUCGCGAGUUGA
This is a messenger RNA of Striga hermonthica, 450 nucleotides long. The record is from the annotation of a GenBank genome assembly. Lineage: Eukaryota; Viridiplantae; Streptophyta; Magnoliopsida; Lamiales; Orobanchaceae.